AUGAGCGGAGACUCUUCUCCGUCUAAUUCCAACAUAACACGCAGUAAUAAUAAUAAUAAUAAUAAUAGAACUGGCACAGAUAUUAGCAACCUCCAUACCAACAUUGAAGUUAGUAAUAGUAAUAAGGAUAAGAGCAAUGAUCUCGUCAUUAACGUAAGUAAUGGUAAUAAGGAUAAGAGCACUGAUCUAGUCAUUAAUGUAGGGAGUCCCAACAAUAAUAUUAGCAGCGGUUUUAACAACAGUAGUAUUACGGACAUUAGCAAUCACAGCAUUCACAGUAGCAGGGAAUAUGCAGGUGAUAUUGCCUUAAAUAGUAAUGAUAAUGGGGUGAAUAAUAUCGAAUCCAGCGGUAGUUCUUACAAUCAUCAUAGUAAUAAGAACGCUGUAUUAAUAUCGGAAACCAAUCCCAAUAGAAUAAGGUUCUUAUCUAGUAACUCCAAGAUUAGAAACGCCAUUUACCAGUGCAGAGUUUAUACUGGUUCAGAUGUCUACAUUUAUAUCGGAGCUUCAUCAUCGAAAUUGGCUGUUAGAAUAUCGAAUCAUUUUUCCACGUUUCGUGAUAAGGAAAAGCAACACGCUACGGGACUAAAUUUUGACCUUGAAUUAUCUCAACGGACUUUCUCGUCGGCUUUCACCCAGCCUGGCGCCAACGCAUAUUGA
This is a messenger RNA of Octopus sinensis (East Asian common octopus), 660 nucleotides long. RefSeq names its product probable serine/threonine-protein kinase dyrk1. The record is from RefSeq and is a predicted model, not a curated record. The transcript has 2 exons. The coding region runs from base 1 to 660 and encodes 219 amino acids. Lineage: Eukaryota; Metazoa; Mollusca; Cephalopoda; Octopoda; Octopodidae.